Aspergillus pseudotamarii is the source of this 2722-nucleotide messenger RNA. RefSeq names its product WD repeat NOL10/ENP2 family protein. The transcript has 2 exons. Gene Ontology annotation, biological process: maturation of SSU-rRNA from tricistronic rRNA transcript (SSU-rRNA, 5.8S rRNA, LSU-rRNA). Gene Ontology annotation, cellular component: nucleus; nucleolus; small-subunit processome. Gene Ontology annotation, molecular function: protein binding. Lineage: Eukaryota; Fungi; Ascomycota; Eurotiomycetes; Eurotiales; Aspergillaceae. The record is from RefSeq and is a predicted model, not a curated record. The coding region runs from base 53 to 2215 and encodes 720 amino acids.
AGUCGCAGCAACGCCAGGCUCUUUCUCGCUCAAAGAGCAACACUGCGCAAAGAUGAAGCUUUCGAAUCAGUCAGAGGUGCCAGUUUAUACAAUCUCUGGAUCGAACACUGCACGACCACUUCCUGAAUGGCUUGCGAGACGGAGAAAGCGCAGUCUUAAAAAUGACCCGGAGUAUGCGAAUCGGGUUGAACUCCUACAAGAUUUCGAGUUCGAAGAAGCUAGUCAAUGUGUAAGAGUCAGCGAAGAUGGUGAAUGGGUUAUGAGCACAGGAACCUAUAAGCCUCAGAUUCAUACACACCAUCUUCCACAGUUGUCUCUCUCAUGGGCUCGCCACACAGAUGCGCUAAACACCACAUUCCUCCUUCUCUCCUCCGACUACUCCAAAUCUCUCCACUUACAGUCCGAUCGCUCGCUCCAGUUUCACACACCUGCAGGGUGCCAUUACACAACAAGACUUCCCAGAUAUGGCCGUGAUCUAGUUUACGAUAGACAAUCUACUGAAGCAUUAAUCCCUUCUGUUGGCGUCAACCAAGAUGGCAUGGGUGAGGUCUUUCGACUUAACUUGGAGAUGGGUCGGUACAUGCGGAGUUUCGAGAUUGAUGUAGGUGGUGACGACUUCACAUCCGCUGGUGGAGGAACGCUGCAAGGUGGUAUCAAUACAGGUGCUGUCAACACGGGAGCUAUUGCGGAGGAAAGCCACAAUCUGCUUGCCUUCGGUACCACGUUAGGUACGGUGGAACUCUGGGAUCCAAGAGCGAAAGGCAGGGCAGGAAUCUUGCUACCGCCCACACAAUCAGUCCCUGAUGAAGGCCGCCAUGAGAUCACAGCAUUAGAGUUCCACCGUUCAGGUUUGACCCUCGGUACGGGUUCCUCCAACGGGCUUAUUCACCUGUACGAUCUUCGUUCGCCAGUUCCCCUACUCAAAAAAGACCAAGGAUAUGGAUUCCCCGUUCACACACUUAAGUUCUUGCAGCCUUCCUCCUUGACACGUGAACAGACAAUGGAGCCUAAGAUCCUCUCUUCCGACAAAAAGAUCAUUAAGAUUUGGGACCCUCGGGACGGCAGUCCUUGGACGUCUGUGGAGCCUGCUGUCGACAUCAACUCGGUUGCUUGGUGCAAGGAUAGCGGAAUGAUUUUGACUGCCAACGAAGGACGCCAGCAGCAUGCAUUUUUCAUUCCUCAGCUUGGACCCGCGCCGAAGUGGUGUUCCUUCUUAGACAACCUUGUUGAGGAAAUGGCUGAAGAUCCUAAUGAUCCUAACGCAUUCAGCAGCGGGCAGGCAAGCUCUGUGUACGACAACUACAAGUUCUUGACCGUUCCUCAACUGCGCACUUUGAACUUGGAGCACUUGAUUGGCCGGACCAAUCUCCUGCGCCCUUACAUGCACGGUUACUUUGUGGCACAACGCUUGUAUGAAGAGGCUCGUUUGAUCACGAACCCCUACGUCUGGGAAGAGGAACGUGCAAAGAGAGUCAAGGAGAAGAUUGACAAGGAGCGCGAGAGCAGAAUCCGGGGCAAGAAGAAGGCUGCCGUCAAGGUCAACAAGAAGCUGGCCGACAGACUUAUGGCGAUUGAGGAGAAGAAUGAACGUAAGAGGGCGCAGCGUGUACUGCAGAAGGGCGGUGAUGAGGAUAUGGUCGACGUACCUGCAUCUGCGCCUGCAGCAGAGAAACCCGGCCAAGGUCUACUGGGCGAUAGUCGUUUCGCCAAGUUGUUCGAGGAUGAAGACUUCGCCGUCGACGAGGCAUCGCAUGAGUUCAGGCUUCUCAACCCUAGCACUGUCACAGACGUCCCAGAGAGAAAGGAAAGAGGUCUUACGGCCGUUGAACAAGAGGAAAUCGACGAAGUGCCCGGCUCCAGCUCCGAUGAUUCAGACUCUGAGAGAGAAGCAGAACGUCCUGUCAAGGAGAAGUCUUCCGGAAAGAUCUCGACUUCCUCCUAUAAACGUACCAACCGGUCUCAGCAGCCCCGAAUGCAAGUUUCUUCUUCAUCUGCCGCCAACUCUACUCGCGACCGUUCGUUUGGCUCUAGGGCUCAGAAUAUGCGGACUAAGGAGAGGCCAUCGCGUCGUGGCGGCGUCGUUGGCGAGAGAGAGGUGACAUUUACACCCCAUGUCAAGUCGAAACAGAACAAGGCCCCGGCACCAUCUCGGGAUACAAGCUUCAAGGCGAAGGAGAGACGCAGUGCCUCCGGCAACACUUUCCGAAGGAUGUGAUUCUGCAAGGUUUGACGAAGUUUACGUCAGGUAGUUACGGUGCACUUCCAUUUACGAGGAGCUUUUUUUUUUUUACAAGGUACGCUGUACUACUGGCUUCAGUUACGCAAACGCUAUAUCUUCAAAUUGGGGUCUAUUGGAACAGAUUCUGAUGAGAGGGUUUCCAUGAUACCUCUAGCAUAAACUGUGUUGGUAUCCAACAUCGUUGCUGGUGCACCAGAUACAGGGCGUCCUAGCCAUUAUGGCUAGCAUGACAUAUUCGAACAUGGUCUCUAGACUGAGGGUACUCCAUAUGAAGCGGACCCAUAGAAAUCCAGCUCCCACAUGGAUGCCCAGAGGUUAUCAUGGUUUGAGCUUCAGGGCCCUUUAUCUCAAGAUGACUUCGCUGCCUCAUGUUCUCAAUAUUUAACGCCAACGGCAAUCCUGCCCAACUUACGGAAUGAACAGUGCAUCAGAAUGCCAUACCAUUCAAUGUAUAUAUAAUCAAUUUAGAAUACUGGAUGAAUU